Messenger RNA from Cyprinus carpio (common carp), 897 nucleotides. RefSeq lists its product as uncharacterized. Bases 1 to 897 code for a protein of 298 amino acids. The transcript has 4 exons. The record is from RefSeq and is a predicted model, not a curated record. Lineage: Eukaryota; Metazoa; Chordata; Actinopteri; Cypriniformes; Cyprinidae.
AUGCAGGGCAGAGGCAGCUUGGCCCUCAGCACUGCAAGCUUUGGCAGCGAUAGCCGCCAACAGCUUACAGGCCUUGGAAGGGAGACAUGGAAUAUUCCUCCCAGUGGCGGCGUUUUGCAGGCACAGGUGCACCGCAAUCGCACUCUCCUCCUGGGGAACGUCGAUUCACCCCCUAGCUGCCCCACCAUCAAGGCACAGAACCCUUUCACUUCUAAAGAGUCAGGCCGGAUCUGGGCAAGGGUGGGUGUUGGGGUUUUCAAUUAUUACUGCCCGACCUUACAGGAUGAGAACUUUGAGGUGGAUGGACGCAGAUGCAGGGAGAGAACCAUGCUACUGCUGGAUUAUUAUAAAAAACAGGACUUUGCAAGUCUGCGCAGGUUUGGUACGGAACGCCUGUAUGCACAGAAAGAAGACCUGCUGCAAGAAGUUCUGGAACUGGAGGCAGAGAAGAAUCUUCUGGCGAGUGGGGAAAGUAAAUACCAAGAUGAUGAACUCAGGAAGAGAACGCUGGAGGAAUUAUCAUCGCCUGACCCUGACAAAUCCACUGUGCUAUCAGUAACAACAGCUCCCACCACUGUGGUAGCCAGUCCAGAACCUGAGGAGCAGGAGGAGGCUGAUCUCACAGCUCCCACAGCCAAACGGCCAUGUCAGUGCUGCUGCCAGACCUACUCAGAGAUCCUGAGCUUCCUAGAAAAGCGAUUUGAAGCAGAGCAGAGUCUGCGAGAGGAGGAGAUGGCACUGAGAAGAGAAGAGCUAGAAGUCCAGAGGAGUAAGAUUGCCCUGGAUCGGGAGCGUCUCGGAGCAGAAAGAAAAGAACGGGAACGUCGGUUUGAGCUGGAGAGUCAGGAAAGGCAGGUUAUACUGGAUUUGUUUAAAAGAGAAGGUCCUAAAAAAUGA